Eimeria necatrix is the source of this 489-nucleotide messenger RNA. Its product is annotated as ATPase ASNA1 homolog , related. Gene Ontology annotation, biological process: post-translational protein targeting to endoplasmic reticulum membrane. Gene Ontology annotation, molecular function: ATP hydrolysis activity; ATP binding. Lineage: Eukaryota; Apicomplexa; Conoidasida; Eucoccidiorida; Eimeriidae. Gene Ontology annotation, cellular component: GET complex. The transcript has 3 exons. The annotation marks the transcript as partial. The record is from RefSeq and is a predicted model, not a curated record.
GCCCACACCACAUUUGUGUGUGUUUGCAUUCCGGAAUUUUUAUCUCUUUUUGAAACCGAAAGACUCGUGCAAGAAUUGGCGAAGCAAAAGAUCGACUGCAGCAACAUCGUGGUGAACCAGGUGCUGCUGCCGAUCGGUGACUGCGACGACAAGGGUUUGCCCCCAAUAUCAGACAUUCGAUUAGAGUCUUUGGGGGCCCCCCAGGGGCCCCCCCCUCCCCCGCAGCUGCUGCUGCAGGCAGCAGCAGCAAGAGCAGCAGGAGAAACAGCAGAAGAAGAAGCAGCAAGACUCAGGAAAUUGGUCUUGCAGCUGCAGCACAGACAGCUGCGGCAGCCGCUGCAGCAGCAGCAGCAGCAACAAAAGCAGCAAGCAGCAGCAGCAGCAGCAACAAAAGCAGCAAGCAGCAGCAGCAGCAGCAGCAGCAACAAAAGCAGCAAGCAGCAGCAGCUGCAGCUGCAGCAACAAAAGCAGCAAAAGCGAUCGUUGUAG